GUCGCUGGGUGGCGGAAUGGCUCACUUCAGUGACAGCAAAUUCGAAAUGUGGAACGGAACUGGUUUAGUAAUACUGCUCCUAGGGGCAAUCCUAAUAGUGACAGCCUCGGCCGCAUCAGGCAACAACUCUUCAAAGGCCGUUGUCUGCUACCAGGGAACCUGGUCCGUCUACCGACCAGGACUCGGAAAGUUCGAUGUGGCGGAAAUUGAUCCAUUUCUAUGCACACAUUUGAUCUACGCUUUUCUGGGCAUCGAGGAGACAGGAAAGCUGCGGGUGAUAGAUGCCUAUUUGGAUCUUGAGGACAACGGUGGACGGGGAAAUAUUAAGAACUUCAAUGCUCUUAAAUUGAAGAAUCCCACACUGAAAACAUUGGUGGCUGUGGGUGGUUGGAAUGAGGGUUCCAAGAAGUUCUCUAUAGUGGCCAGCGAUCCUGAGAAGCGAGCUGUGUUCGUGGAUGAUGUGGUCAGGUUCUUGCAGCGGCAUGGAUUCGAUGGCUUGGACUUGGACUGGGAGUACCCAGGCCAGCGUCACAGUCUAGACAACGAGGACCGCUCCAACUAUAUCGCUUUUCUCAAGGACCUUAAGGAAGGGCUUGAACCUUUCGGCUUCAUGCUAACAGCCGCUGUGGGUUCCGCUCAGUUCUCCGCUGAGAUCUCUUACGACAUCCCAGCCAUUGUCCCGUAUUUGGAUCUUAUCAAUGUCAUGGCAUAUGACCUACACGGACCUUGGGAUGAGGUGGUGGGCAUCAAUGCCCCAUUGUAUGGCUCGGCCAGCGACGCAACCGAUUCCACCGGGCGGCAGCAGCAGCUGAACGUGGACGCCAUUGUCAAGUACUGGUUGCAGGCGGGUGCACCUGCACAAAAACUGGUGCUCGGUGUUCCCUUUUAUGGACGCACCUUUACCCUGACCACUGCCGAAGGCCAUGAGCCGGGAUCACCGCACAUAGGAAAGGGAAUAGCUGGAAAAUAUUCCCGUGAACCUGGAGUGCUGGGCUACAACGAGCUGUGCGAAAAGAUGGGGCAGGAGGAAUGGACGCAGAAAUGGGAGCCGGAUCAGCAGGUGCCUUACGCCUUCAGGGAGCGACAGUGGGUGGGGUACGAAGACAUGCGUAGUCUCUCUUUGAAGGCUCAGUUCGUGAUGCAGCACCAACUGGGGGGCAUCAUGAUCUGGUCUCUGGAGUCGGAUGACUUCCGUGGAACCUGUGGCCAGCAGCGCUAUCCGCUGCUAAACGAGAUCAACCGCGUGCUCUUUGGUAGCGGCACCCCCACUGGACUAACUACAGAGUCCAAUGAAGACCAGCCCAGUAAAACGUUCAGCUGCCCGGCAGACGCACCUCUUGGUUAUGUCCGCGAUCCGAAGAACUGCUCUAAGUUCUACUACUGCAGCGGGGGUAAUACCCACAGGUUCGACUGCCCCAGUGGACUGAACUUUGAUCUAACCACCAGUAGCUGCAAUUAUUCCGACUCAGUAAACUGUUCACCUUUGAGUGCUUAACCGCAAA
Drosophila serrata is the source of this 1502-nucleotide messenger RNA. It is a transcript of the gene Cht8, whose product is annotated as Chitinase 8. The record is from RefSeq and is a predicted model, not a curated record. Gene Ontology annotation, molecular function: chitin binding; chitinase activity. Gene Ontology annotation, biological process: chitin catabolic process; carbohydrate metabolic process. Gene Ontology annotation, cellular component: extracellular region. NCBI's taxonomy places the organism in Eukaryota, Metazoa, Arthropoda, Insecta, Diptera, Drosophilidae.